GGCGGAGAGGGGCUGGCGACCCGGCCCGCGGAGCCGGCGCCAGCGGGCUGCUGAGGUGGCCGUCGCCGGCUCGGAGUUGCAGCUUCCCCGGGCCGAGCGACCCCCGAUGGAGGCCGAGGCCGCGGACGGCCCCGCGGGCGGGGCCGAAGCAGCGCUCAGCUGCUUCUCUUUCAACCAGGACUGCACAUCCCUAGCGAUUGGAACCAAAGCCGGUUAUAAGCUGUUUUCGUUGAGUUCUGUGGAGCAACUGGACCAGGUCCACGGCAGCAAUGAAAUCCCGGACGUGUACAUCGUGGAGCGCCUCUUCUCCAGCAGCCUGGUGGUGGUGGUCAGCCACACAAAGCCGCGGCAAAUGAACGUCUAUCACUUUAAGAAAGGCACGGAGAUCUGCAAUUACAGCUACUCCAGCAACAUCUUGUCCAUAAGGCUGAACCGACAGAGGCUGCUGGUGUGCCUGGAGGAGUCCAUUUACAUCCACAACAUCAAAGACAUGAAGCUGUUGAAGACCAUCCUGGAUGUUCCUGCAAACCCAACAGGUCUGUGUGCCCUCUCUAUCAACCAUUCCAAUUCUUACGUGGCUUAUCCUGGAAGCCUGACCACAGGCGAGAUUGUGCUUUAUGACGGACACUCCCUGAAAACAGUCUGCACGAUCGCGGCCCACGAGGGGACGCUGGCCGCCAUCGCCUUCAACGCCGCGGGCUCCAAGCUGGCGAGCGCUUCUGAGAAAGGCACGGUCAUCCGGGUGUUCUCCGUGCCCGAAGGGCAGAAGCUCUACGAGUUCCGGAGAGGAAUGAAAAGGUACGUGACCAUCAGCUCCCUGGCCUUCAGCAUGGACUCGCAGUUCCUCUGCGCCUCCAGCAAUACCGAGACGGUGCACAUCUUCAAGCUGGAGCACCUCGCCAACAGCCGACCCGAGGAGCCUUCGACCUGGAGCGGCUACAUGGGGAAGAUGUUCAUGGCAGCUUCCAACUACCUCCCCGCCCAGGUGUCAGACAUGAUGAACCAGGACAGGGCCUUCGCCACCGGGCGCCUGAACUUCUCCGGGCAGAAGAACCUCUGCACCCUCUCCACGAUCCAGAAACUGCCGAGGCUGUUGGUCGCAUCCUCCGACGGACACCUUUACAUCUACAACCUGGACCCUCAGGACGGAGGAGAGUGUGUCCUGAUCAAGACUCACAGGUUGCUUGGCUCAGGAACCACGGAAGAGAAUAAAGAAAAUGACCUCAGACCUUCAUUACCUCAGUCCUAUGCAGCCACAGUGGCCAUACCAAGCGCGUCUUCCGCCUCCACGGUGCCAGGUUACUCUGAGGACGGCGGGGCGCUCCGCGGAGAGGUUAUUCCCGAACACGAGUUUGCCACGGGACCAGUGUGUCUUGACGAUGAGAAUGAGUUCCCCCCUGUGAGCAUUAGGAACCCUUAAGAGAGCCGCUCAGUCUGUGCGCUUCGAGGGCAGCCUUGGCCUGGGCAGGAGGCGCAGGCACUCUCCCCCUCGGCUAGUGUAGAGCUAACCCCCCUCCCUCAUGCCCAGAGGCCGAGUGAGUGCCGGUCGUGCUGCGCGCUGCCCACUCUGCAGGCCAGCCCGCAGGGGGCGCUCCACACGGACACUAACGCAGGGAUCCCGGUGGCCUCGCUCGCUCGCUAUCUCCCGGCCCGAGUCCGUGGCUUGGCUCCUUAGUGCUGUCUUGGCUGCGGGGUGCACUCUGAGUUUCCUGAGGCUCCGGGGUCGCUUUCGCAGGACGCUGCGGUCUCCGGACUACAGGGGGCGAUCUAACAGGGCUGGGCCGCUGUGCUCUGCGGGCCGGUGAGCGGACCCUCCCCUCCAGCUGCAGGGCAGACCCAGGAUCAGCGGCAGCAGCUACAGUCCUUGUUCACUCACGGGCAGCACCCCCCCCCCCCUGCAGCUCCCCUGGGGUCCCAGCAUCCUGCUCCCUCGGUCCUGGCAGCAAAGGCCACGGGCUGGCCUGGCGCUGGGCUUGGCUUCUCCCAGCGUCCCGGAGCACACAGCAGGUCCUCUGCCUGGGUGCCCACGGCCGCCUUCGCUUCUGACUCUUCCAGCUUCCAUUUAAGGCAACAUAUAGACGCCUCUUGUGAGCUUCCGUCUGAGGACAGCCCAGAGAGUGGGCCUGAAGUCGGUUGGAGACAGGAGCGGUGCUUGGGCCGAGACUUGGGAGUGGGGGGUCCGCUGAGUGAGUCGGAGGCAGAGCCCCAGCCCCUGGGCACUGCUUCAGGGCCCCUUAGUCCUGGUGUGCAGUGCUGCCUCCUGACCAGCACUUGCUGUCAGCGGAGAUUCCGUGGGCAAAAGGAUGGCCUGCAGGUCUGGCUUCUGCUUGCAUAGAUCCAUAGGGCAGCCUCGUAAGCACAGUCACUA
Messenger RNA from Pipistrellus kuhlii (Kuhl's pipistrelle), 2368 nucleotides. It is a transcript of the gene WIPI1, whose product is annotated as WD repeat domain, phosphoinositide interacting 1. The transcript is spliced from 12 exons. NCBI's taxonomy places the organism in Eukaryota, Metazoa, Chordata, Mammalia, Chiroptera, Vespertilionidae. Bases 107 to 1420 code for a protein of 437 amino acids. The record is from RefSeq and is a predicted model, not a curated record. Gene Ontology annotation, molecular function: phosphatidylinositol-3,5-bisphosphate binding; phosphatidylinositol-3-phosphate binding; protein binding. Gene Ontology annotation, biological process: protein localization to phagophore assembly site; protein lipidation; nucleophagy. Gene Ontology annotation, cellular component: extrinsic component of membrane; phagophore assembly site membrane; cytosol.